This is a messenger RNA of Peronospora belbahrii, 3672 nucleotides long. The record is from the annotation of a GenBank genome assembly. NCBI's taxonomy places the organism in Eukaryota, Oomycota, Peronosporomycetes, Peronosporales, Peronosporaceae.
AUGAAUUCAGAUACGGAGCUUUUGAAUGAUGAUAAUACCUUAUUAUCAAAUGUAGCCACACGGAAUCAUCAAGCAGGCCACGACACCACUACUCUUUCUACCUUUUCCAUCACUCCAUCGUCACCUCAAUCGCCACUAGACCCUAUGCGUGAAGAUACAAUUGAUAUCGCUUUAAUAGCGUCAAAAUCGCCCUUAAAAUCGGCUCUUCGAAAGCCCAAUAGUCCACAGAACCCUUUGAAACUCACUCGACGAGUCUCAAUUGAACAGAGUGAGACAAGACCACAGCAAGAUCAUGUACAUGCGUCACCACAACAUUCAAUUGAGUCACCACGUUUGGUACUACACGAUUCGACAAAGAAUCUACGGUUUCAACGCACACGAAACGAUCAUAGCAAGACAUCAACACAAAGUUCCUUUGCUAUGCGGGACACGAUCCUUUCUCGUAUGUCGUCAAAUGUGAAUGGUUUGAGAGAGAGUUUCUUUGGAGCAAUUGUUGGACGAGGUCCACCAGUAAAUGAUCCUUUAGAGCUUUCAUCGAAUCAAGAGUUUGAUCUUGAUAUUAUUGAUGAAAGUGGUGGCAUGAAUGAGAAUAUUGGUCAAAUCUUGAAACCCCAAGUCGACUUUACGAAUUGGUCAAAUGAAGGUUACAUGGUACUUGGUUUUGGUCUCGUGCUAUUACUGCUCAUGUUUGUAUUGGCACAAACAACCGACUCUCUCAACGGCUACGUUAUCGAUCCAGGUCUUGUAUUCGGAUCGCUCGUCACUCUAAUUCUUUGUGUCUGUGUUUUUGUAACGUACCAUGGCGUCCAGAGCUUCCAAAAGCAUCCAAACCCGCUUAUUUACUACAAAUGCGUCAUUGAUAUCCUACUAGCACUUCGGUUUCUACUGGAUCCGUUGCUACUGAAAAUGAAAGUGUACCGAGUAAACGACGAGACCUCAUGUGUCUACCUCUCAGGCAUCACGCAAUUUUUGUAUCUGUCUAGUGAUAGCUGGUUCUUUGCUCUAAUUGUAGACUUGUACUGGUCACUUACAAACCCAUUCAUGAGCGUCAAGGCCAAUCGCAGAAGGUUCAAGAUCUUUGUGUACACGGCUGGAGCAUUUACAGGCAUUUUUGCGGCCUUUGUGCCGGGUAUUCGAGGCUUUGCGGACGGGAAAUAUUGCUGGACAAAACGGAAAACUACCGAUGACUCAGUGGAACGAAACUUUUUCAACCUGAAUAGGGGCAGUUGGAUGCUCUUUUACACGUGGAUGAUGUUGUUCUACAUUUCGGGCAUCGCGGUGCUGACUUUCGGAAUCAAGCGACUCCGUUCCGGGCUGCGGGAUACACUGCAAAGUCGGCGCGAGAUGCUACGAAACGGCGCGCUGUCGAUUACAAGCUACACCAUUUACUGGACUAUUGUUUUCAUUUGGUACGCUCUGUCCUUUCGGACACGUUCAACCUACGAUAAGAACGGUCAUUUUCCGCCUAGUCAUGUUUUCCGAGCUUAUACUUACACGCUAUCGGCACGUGGUGCUAUUGACUAUUUUUUGUGGUUCAUGAUCAAUCGACCAAGUCUGAUACGGCAAAAUUGGCUCAAGUUCACGUCCGAUUCAGCGGACAGGCAAUUCAGCGCGCAACUCAAUACUUCACUACAGGAAGAACUAAUCUACUUUACCAUUGAGGGAAUGACACGUGCCGUGCAAAUUGCCGAAGAUGAUCUUAGUCGUAUUCACGAUCUGUCUCAAACACAUGAAGUUGUAUUGGGUACGAGUGACGAGGAGAACGACAGGGAGUCGACGCAGGAUCUCGCUGAAGCUGCAACAACCGCUACAGGUCCUUCCGGAUCAGCAAGCAGCAAGAAUUUGCUUCGAAGUGGGCAGAGAAACCGGAUGCUUAACAGCAUACAGAAGGUCAUUAACGCUGGGCUUCGUCGUAACAGCAGUGUUAAUGCGGAAAUGCGAGCUGGAAAGAAGAAGAACAGCAAGGAACGCGACUUCAGUUUUAACAUUCCUGCAGAUCAACGCUCGAUCCAUCAACCACCUAACGCUGACCGUCGUGGUAAGAAUCCUUCGUCUGCUCCAAUGGCUGCGACAUCAGUAGAUCCACGAUCGUCGUUUCCUGUUGCAGGUACGACGACAGCGUCUAUUCGAUUUACGCCGUAUAAGCCGCAGGCUUUCGCUGAACUUCGCCAGGCUUACGGGAUUAAGGCAGUCGAUUUCAUGACGUCUUUUCGGACCAGUACAAAGCCCAAUAUCAGUGAAGGUGCGAGUGGUGCGUUCAUGUUUUUCAGUGGUGACAAAAAAUACAUCGUGAAAUCUAUGGCUGAAGAGGAAGCACGCUUCCUGUGCAAAAUCGCAGAAAAGUACGCUGAAUAUCUGACUCUGAACCCAUCCUCGCUCAUCACGAAGUUUUACGGCUGUUUCAAGAUUACCAUGUACGACAAACGUUUCUACUUCAUCGUUAUGGAAAAUCUGUUUGAUGUGAUGGAGGAAGGCGUGCAGAUCCAUCACCGUUUUGACAUCAAGGGCUCCUGGGUGAAUCGAAGUUACAAGCGACCGCGACGAGGAGCCAAGGUCAAGUGCCGGCAUUGUUCGAUGAUGUUCAAGUAUGAUGCUAAGAAGGCAUUGCUACAGUGCCCCAAUGUCGUCGGACUUCAUGAGCCAAAUGUGGUGUUGAAAGACAACGACUUGCGUACAAGGAUGCGGAUUGGUACGGAAGAAGGAGUCGAGCUGUUUGAGCAGUUGCGCGAUGACUCAUUAUUCCUCUGUGACCUCGGAAUUAUGGAUUACAGUCUUCUCCUUGGUGUUAUGGACAUUGAAUUUGCUGUGGAUCAACCUACCAGACCACCGACAAGUUCCAUCUUGGGUAGCCACACGGUUGCAGACACGGCCACUAACUCGUCUACCAACAGUCUCACUAAUGACAGCUACAUAUCUGCAACAUCGUCCAACUGGUCGUCGUCUUUGGGAAGUCCUGCAAGUGAAUCAUCGGUAAACAGACAGAAUGAUCAGCACGACGAUGAAUCGAUCGUGAACAUCCCGCGCAAGUUGGUCAUGAGUGUGACACCAAGUGUGCAUUCGCUAUUUCAGCAGCAUGGCAACCCAUUAAACGAGUCACGAUACCCGUAUAUAGGUGGAGAGCCUCGACCAAAGCGUUCAAUGCGAAAAAGCCAACGUGUAUUUGGUCCAGGUUACUAUUACGUUGGCAUUAUUGAUAUCUUACAGACAUGGACGCUACAGAAACAGCUUGAGCGGUUCUUAAAGGUAAACAUCCAGCAAAAGGAUGGUGAAGGACUAUCAGCAAUUGAUCCAAUACAAUAUCAGCAACGAUUCGAGUCCAAGUUACGUGAAAUCAUUGCAAUCCCAAAGGAAUAUUACCAUCAGCAGCGACGCAAUCAGCCAAAGAAGGAAACUAUAGUUGAAUCGAUCCAGCGUCUUAGUCCCGUUCUCCAGGCCGCUGCUGCAUUCGAAAGUGCAGCAGCUGCGCAAAAAGCAAGACGUAAUUUAAUCCGUGUUCGACGUGACGUGAUUGGCACGAUCACGUCUAACUCUUCAUUAUCAAGUACAGGUGAUAAUGAAGAUUUGGAACAAGCUGGAAGAAACCCACAGCCAAUCUUGUUACCAUUCAAUCAACGAUUAAUGACAACGAACUCAUCCAGGAGUCAGUUUAGUCUAACAGAUUGUGCCGUCUAA